UGGAGGAGAGGAAAUAUCCCAUGGCUGACUGUGCCAAGGUGGAGACUGAGCCAGCCCUCGGGCCUGCGGGCUGGGCGGUGGCCCUCGGAGAUAAGCCAAUCCCUCAGCUGCAGGUGAGGAUCCCUGAGAAGCAUUGUUCAGGGACAGAGGUAAGUCACUUCUCUGAGCCAGAGGAGGGGUGGCAGGUACCCUGCACCCAGCCCAGGAAGCAGGUGGUCUCCAGGAGAGUCGGGAGCCCCACUCCUCCGUGUGCUCCGUGCUCCCCACAUCUGGAAGGGCUCCAGUGUCUGCCUCUCCCUCCACGACUGGGGGACGGGGAACAUGAGUCGGUCAAGGCAUGUGGGCAAGAUCCGGAAACGUCUAGAAGAUGUCAAGAGCCAGUGGGUCCGACCAGCCAGGGCUGACUUCAGUGACAACGAGAGUGUGCGGCUGGCCACAGAUGCCCUCUUGGAUGGGGGUCCUGAGGCCUAUUGGCGAGCACUCAGUCAGGAAGGUGAAGUGGACUUCCUGUCCUCUGUGGAAACCCAGUACAUCCAGGCCCAGGCCAAGGAGCCCCCCUGUGCCCCAGAUCUUGCAGGAGGGGCUGAAGCAGGCCCCAAGGGACUCGACUCCUGUUCCCUGCCAUCAGGAACCUACUUCCCUGUGGCCUCAGAGGGCAGCGAGCCAGACCUGCUGCAUACCUGGGCCUCAGCUGAGAAGCCCUACCUGAAGGAAAAGUCCAGUGCCACUGUGUACUUCCAGAUGGACAAGCACAACAACAUCAGAGACCUCGUACGCCGCUGCAUCACCCGGACCAACCAGGUCCUGGCCAUCCUGAUGGAUGUGUUCACGGAUGUGGAGAUCUUCUGUGACAUUCUAGAGGCAGCCAACAAGCGUGGCGUGUUCGUCUGUGUGCUCUUGGACCAGGGAGGUGUGAAGCUCUUCCAGGAGAUGUGUGACAAGAUCCAGAUCUCUGACAGUCACCUCAAGAACAUUGCCAUCCGGAGUGUGGAAGGAGAGGUGUACUGUGCCAAAUCAGGCAGGAAAUUUGCUGGCCAAAUCCAGGAGAAAUUCCUCAUCUCAGACUGGAGAGUCGUCCUGUCUGGAUCCUACAGCUUCUCCUGGCUCUGUGGACAUGUCCACCGGAACAUCCUCUCCAAGUUCACGGGCCAGGCAGUAGAGCUGUUUGAUGAGGAGUUCCGCCACCUCUACGCCUCCUCCAAGCCCUUGAUGGGCCUGAAGUCCCCGAGGCUGACCACACUCCUGCAACCCAGAGAGGGUCCCAGCAUCCCCAACGGCCGUCUGAGUGGCAGCAGCUGCUCUGCCAGUGACCGCACAUCCUCCAACCUCUUCAGCAGCCCGUCGACAGGCAGCAACCCCCACAACCAGAGUGUGUCCAUGUCCUCGGGGCCUGGCAGUCCCCUGGUCCCAAACCCUCCCCCACCUCCCAGGUUUCAGCCUUACCAUGGGCCUUGGGGAGCCCCGUCUCCACAGGCCCUCUUCUCCCCCAGGCCUCACGAUGGCCCUCCCACCCCCUACAACAACCUCAAUGCCUACAGGCCCACUAGGCUGCAGCUUGAGCAGCUUGGCCUAGUCCCCAGAGUGACCCACAUCUGGAGACCCUUUUUACACGCCUCACCUCAUUUCUGAAGGGCUCUGCUGUGCUCCCAGGGCCAGGUCAGAGCACCUCUGAAUUUGUUGGUUCAUAGACCCCACCUCAACAACCAAGAGUGUUGAGCCUGAUUCCUUCAAAGGCACUUGGACAGAAUCAUCGCCUGUGUCAGAAUGUUCCCAGGCCUAAAACCAUCUGCUUGCAACCCCCACCAGCCCCUGGGUUGCCCCUCACUGGUUUGGCCUACGCAACCCUUUCCAGAAUGUUUCAGGAAGGCGGGGGUGGCAGGGAACUAGAGGACAAGAUCAUGACAACCGAGCCCCUGUCUUCCGAAAUCAGUGUUAAUGGAGUCCCCAAGUCUCCAUGAUGUAAAAAAGGGGCAGAUGUGGUGUGAGACCUGGGAACUUUAGACUCUACCACACAGAAGUGAAAUUGAGUCUUAUGAGCACAAAAAUUAAGGAAAAGCCUUUAUUGGGGCCUCCAAUUGGAAAGGGAGACACAGCUCCCACAGGAAGGUCAGGCUGGCUUGCUGGAACAGAAAAGGGCCUAUUUUUACUGGCUGCUUACAGGGUGGGGCUCAGGAAUGUGGCCCUGAUGAGCUACGUGAAUGCACCCCAGCUCUAGUGAUGCCCACUGUUGAGGAGGUAACUGGGGCACAUGAGCCAAGAUCUAGGGGUGCAUUUGCCCUUUGUCCUCAUCACAUACGCAGCUUAAGUUUUACUAAUGGGUAAACUGAGGUACCAACAUGGAGAUGACUGGUAGGUACUUCUGUUUCCCAGGAACGGCCCACUGCCUGGAGAUUUGGAUAAGAAAGAGUCAGGAGAGGAUGUGGGAACAUUCUAGAUGUUUCUGGGAGAGUCAGAGAAACUCCUCUUCCCUAGAAAUACUGGGCUACCCUUGGGCCCAGUGAAUUAGACAGAUGGCAUCUAUCUUAUUUUUUUAAAAUUCUAUUCCUAUCUCAUUUUUCUUCUCCCCUCCCCCCC
Molecule: messenger RNA, 2574 nt
Organism: Ictidomys tridecemlineatus (thirteen-lined ground squirrel)
Lineage: Eukaryota; Metazoa; Chordata; Mammalia; Rodentia; Sciuridae
Gene: Sack1a
Product: family with sequence similarity 83 member A
Biological process (GO): epidermal growth factor receptor signaling pathway
Molecular function (GO): protein kinase binding
Source: RefSeq, a predicted model, not a curated record